AUGAUGCUGGCACAUAACUUUAUGGCUACACUUGUGUUUACCUUUGCGGCUGCCACCAGUGCCCACACUACUUUCACGGCCCUCUUCGUAAAUGGCGUCAACCAAGGUGAUGGCACUUGCGUCCGCCAGCCAAAGGAUCCUCAGACGUCGACUUUCCCACUACGGGAUCUGACCAGCACUGAUAUGAUUUGUGGCAGAGACGGGCUUGCUUCUGUCAGCUUCACCUGUACCGUUCCGGCCGGCGCCACGCUGACCUUUGAGUUUCGCGAGAACCCCGACGGAUCCAAACCGGGUACCAUCGACCCAUCCCACAAAGGGCCUUGUGCCGUAUAUAUGAAACAGAUGGCCAGCAUGGGCACGAUUCUAUCCACGCCUACCGACGGUUGGUUCAAGAUCUGGGAGCAGGGCUACAGCGCCGACACGAGUCAGUGGUGCACCGAGAAGCUCAUCAAAUCCAACGGCCUGCUCUCUGUUGCACUGCCACCUGAUAUCCCAGAUGGCAGCUACCUUGUGCGGCCACAGCUUCUGGCGCUGCAUGAGGCACAGGUCAGCGACCCGCAGUUCUACGUUGGCUGUGCGCAGAUUUUUGUCACCGGCAGCAGCGGCAGCGGGGAUCUAUACGGAACAAUUCCCGAAGGAUACGAGGCCACAAUCCCCGGCUAUGUCAAAGCAGGAGAUCCUUCCGUGACGUUUGAUAUAUACGAGCUCAUGUUCCCUUACCAGGUUCCGGGGCCGUCGGUGUAUUUUCCCACGGAACGCUCUGACAGGGGCAACUCUGCUGCUUCUGCUGCCUUGGUAAAGGCGGUUCUCAGUUCAGGCGACCUCGCCGUGUCCCGCAAAGCCAAUGUCGCGUUUGUGCCCCAAAGCUGCCUCAUCAAGAACGCUAACUGGUGCGGCGUCGAGGUUUCCACCUACUCCACGGAAAGCGGCUGCUGGGACGCCUCAGCCGACUGCUUCCACCAGGAGGGGGUCUGCUAUGAAUCAGCACCACCUUCAGGCCACGCCAAUUGUGACGUGUGGGACAAAAAGUGCUUGGAGAUACAGGCUGCUUGUGCGGCUGGGAACUUUGAUGGACCACCCAACACGGGUCGUAGGCUGCAGCAGGUAGAGGCGGUCGUUCCUGGAGCCAUCCCGUCGCCCGAUACUGGUUUCGCGACUCCACCGGCUAGUGCUGGUAUUGGAAGUCAGGGUGCCGCCGCCCAACUCUGCCUUUACACCUCAUCUCUUCAUUUCGGCGGCUUGCUUGCUGCUGAGGACGAGUAUCGGCUGUUUCCAGGCUUGGUUUUGAGCCGCCGGUGCCGAGGAAGCACAGCAGGACAACGAGCACAUACGCUUUAG
Grosmannia clavigera kw1407 is the source of this 1338-nucleotide messenger RNA. Its product is annotated as endoglucanase b. The record is from RefSeq and is a predicted model, not a curated record. The transcript has 3 exons. The coding region runs from base 1 to 1338 and encodes 445 amino acids. Lineage: Eukaryota; Fungi; Ascomycota; Sordariomycetes; Ophiostomatales; Ophiostomataceae.